UCGACGCGCGCGCCCGUCGGCCUCUAGUUGAUGUCGAGAGCGUCGCUGGACGCGCGCGCGCGUAUCUCUCCUCGCCCGUCGGUCGGUGGAGUAUUUUUUGUUUCUUUCGAAGCGCUCCUCGCUCGUUCAUCGCAAGCCGUGCAACAAGGAUUAUCGUGAAGUCGUGCGACGGGAGCACGCCUGCGGCGUACGGGACUGCAGAGAAGAAGACCUUCGUUGCGCUAAUAAGUGAUGAUGAUGCCUCCGGCAAUGCGUGCGUUCGUUCUGCUCUUGCUGGUGUUCUUGUCCGGUGCGGUCGGAGUUGCGGUCGCUGCUAGACGUCGCGGCGGCGGCGGUAAGCCGCCCAUCGUCGAGGAGGCCACACGGAGGAAGCUCAACAGACAAACACGUUCACCGCAAAAAGAGGGUCGUGGCCCGGGUCCGCUGCGAGAACAUCAAGAACGACUGCCCCAAGCCGACAUGCGAUGACCCGGUGCUCCUUCCCGAGAGAUGCUGCAAGACCUGCCCGGGAGAGGACUAUGCAGACCUUGAAGAGGGCUUGGCCUUGCGCAAGCUGGAACUGGACGAUGAGGACCGGAACUCCAAAGAGUUCAGUGCACUACUCACUGGUCGUGGUUCGUAUCCCACUGCGGCCACGACUGUUGCGGCCGUCGGGUACCUGACCUACAUAAAGAAGGACCUCCACAUCGGUGUCUACCACAACAGCCCAACUCCCGUCACGAGCAUCGUCAUCACGAACGAAGAGGGCUACAUCGUCCAGGAACACGAAGUGGCCAACAAAAACACACUGUCGGCCGACAACAGCACUCAGGUUUGCGCUGUGUGGACCAAGAUACCGAAGGUGUACCGGCGGCUUCUUCAGAAGGAGAAGCUCCACAUGGCUCUGGUCACCAACGGACAUCCCAACGGACUGGUGGCAGGCCGCAUUGUGCAGUCUACUAGGCUCGAACCAGAGGUGUUCAGCUCCCUCAUGGUUCCCGAACCUGGAGUGAAGGAGACGCUGGGAAGCGGAGGCGUCGCCGCUAUUUCACCGUCCAGGACGGAUAUCCACGUCACGGUCAUGUUCAACGGAACAUUCUCUCCGACAGACGCCAGAGACGUGGUCGUCAAGCUAAGCCUCUUAGCUGGCAAGCCCACUGAGCCGACCGUGGUGGCCAGUUCUGAAAUAACGCUGCCGAAAAUCCACUUCUCGCUUAACACGGCCAGCGUGAAGCUGACCCUGGCUCCGGAGCAGCAGCCGCUGCUGGUUGCCGGCAAACUGAGCAUGCGCCUGACGUCACCCGACGGAAGGCGUCACAUCGAAGGACCCGUGAUCGUGAGGCCGACCUGCAACAUUUUUCAAGCUGUUCUGACAGCGGAGACGUCGAACUCCGGCUUCGCAGUGCUCAACGUCAACCAUGACGGAUCAAUAUCAUAUCAGGCGUACGCCUCCGGGAUGAACAGCGCGCCCAUGGUGGUCGUCCUGGAAACGGACAGCCCGGCGGACAACGAGGUCAGAACCAUGGCUGCAUCGUACAACCCGCCGUUCGCGUACCACUGGACGAAUGGCACAUUCACCCGCGUGACUAGCCAGGUGCUCGAGAUGUUGCUGACGGACGACUUGACCUUCAAGGUGCUUUCCGAAGGUCAGAGUGAACUGCGUGGCCGAGUGAAGCAGCGACUCUACUCGGACGCCUUUCUCAGUGAGGCCCCUGUGCUGCUUAUGUCUGAGGGUAACAGUUCGGCGGCGGGUCAAGCGUGGCUGUCGGUGGACAAGUCGUGCAGGCUUCACUACUCAGUCUUCGUCUCGGGACUCGAGCCUAGCGAAAGACAUCUCCUCGAGCUCCUCGAGAUCACACCAGCUUACAACGUGAUGCAAAGCGCACGCAGCGUCCAGAGGGUUCUACAAAGGAUCACCGGAGACGAGCUGGAAGACACCCUUGAAGAACCAAGCACGGCGACUCUGCACCGACUCAGCGGCGGCUCUUCGUACUUACUGGUCACCUCGAAGUCGGGAAAGUUCAAGCAGGUCGAGCUGCGAGGACACAUCAGAGAUAUUCAAAUUCCCGACAACUGCCUUCCUGGGAUCACCAAGAGCGUUCCCAGGGCGGGUCCGGCAACGGUGUUACCCGGCUAUUCAAGUGACGCUGGAGGCGGCGGUGAAAACAACGAGAUAUACCGAAUCGAGUCCAACCACAAGUGCUACUACGACGGCGAGGUGUUCGACGACGGGGCCCAGUGGAUGGCGCGACACGAGGCUUGCGUCAUGUGCUCCUGCCAGCGGAUCAAACAGCAGUUCAGUGGCUGA
Molecule: messenger RNA, 2287 nt
Organism: Rhipicephalus microplus (southern cattle tick)
Lineage: Eukaryota; Metazoa; Arthropoda; Arachnida; Ixodida; Ixodidae
Gene: sog
Product: chordin short gastrulation
Biological process (GO): negative regulation of BMP signaling pathway; multicellular organism development; dorsal/ventral pattern formation
Molecular function (GO): BMP binding
Source: RefSeq, a predicted model, not a curated record